AUGGUGAACCUGGACAACAACAAUCUGAUUGAGCUUCAGGCGCCAACCGAGGCUGGCUCUGCCCUGGCUACCGACGACCUCUCCGAUGAUCCAAGGUCCAACUUUGUGCCGGAGAAUUCUCACCAGCAAGAGAUCUCUUCUUCCUUCCUCAGUGGCUCAUGGCGUGAUACUGGAAUCCCACUCUCGAAUGUAGACAGGACCUCAAGGCACAACGACGCAAGCGUCAGUUCAGGAUCAACACAGGAUGUUCUCACGAUACUAUUUCCCAAGCCCUUCCCGUCAGAUAAUCUCGUGAGUACAUCCGCAUUCCCACGAUCGUCGUCGAUUUUCCAGGAUUCCGUCUUACUCCUCGACUCCUACUCCGGAGUUCUAUCCCGAGUUCUAUCCAUUUAUGAUGGCCGCUUCAGCCCGUUUCGUGCUGCGGCCCUUUCGGAGUGGAGGCGCUCGCCUCUCCUCUACUCUGCGUUCAAGUACUUUGUCGGUAUCUACCGAUCAGGCGGCGAUGCUAACUGUCGACACUGGCUGGGUGUGAAUGAAGCGCGCCUUGUCGUUCUCGGUGGAUUGUCCUCCAGCCUUCUAACCAUUAGCAGGUCUCUUCCAGUUCGAAAGACAGAAGUCCUUUUCGUUGUGUGCAUGUUUGGCCUUAGCAGUAGCUGGUACGAUUGGAAGGAUCUUGGGUUGGAACACUACUACGGUGCAUCUGCACUGCUGUCCGAACUGCUCAUAGAGAACCCCAAGAUUCCGCCGAAGACUACCCAAUUCUUCGCUGAAUUCCUGUUGUACUGGUGGAUGAUGCUAUCCUUUGCUUGCGACCCGGAGUUGCGCCAAAUUCAAGACCCACCACCAAUUCCUCAGCACAUGCCAGAACCACGAAUGCCUCAUCCCUUGACGGGAAUCUCUCCAGAAUCUCAACUCCUUCUGGGGAAGGUUGGCCGCCUUGUCCUCUCGCAGCGUAGGACCGCCCUUCGACAAGCGAUGACUACUGCAGGAGCGCUCAAUUACGGACUCGCUGGUAUUGAGGAGUCUCGCAACCUUGAACAUCAAUUGGUCUCUUUGAAAAUUCCCACAGCCGACAUGAUUUUGGAUCCGCAAGAUCCUCAUACUUCUGUCAAUGACCUGGUCAACAUCGCCCGAGCAUAUCAACUGUGCGGGCUUUUACUGCUUUAUUGUACUUAUCCCAACUUGCUAGACCACAAGCUGCCCCCUGAAACUUCGCAUGCCGCGAGAACCUUGGUUUCGGAGACCCCGAGAUCGAUCGCAGAAUAUCUCAUAUCAUUGGCAAUUCAUGUCCUCCGGGUGCUGGAGCAGAACUCGAAAAACUCAGGCACUCGGACCAUCGAAGCGAUAUUGCUCAUGAUUGUGUCCGGCGUGCUUUCGCAGAGGGCGGUUUGUCCUUCUGGGUCUGAGGGCGAGAUACAGUGCGACAUAUGUUACCAGCUGCCUGGAAUCUCGCUGUCUCACGAACACUCCAGUCUCCACGGCCAAAUGACAGCAACGGAAGCUAGGGCAUUGGUCGUCACGCGGUUUCAGCGAAUCCAAGACAUCCUACCAUUCAAUACAAUCUGGCGCAUGAAGUUGUUAGUUUUAGAGACCUGGAGGCUGAUGGAUCAGGGAUCAGAUGUCUUUUGGGUAGAUUUAUUGGUCCAAAACAACUGGCAAUUUGUGAUGAUUUGA
This is a messenger RNA of Fonsecaea pedrosoi CBS 271.37, 1674 nucleotides long. RefSeq lists its product as uncharacterized. Gene Ontology annotation, molecular function: DNA-binding transcription factor activity; transcription cis-regulatory region binding. The record is from RefSeq and is a predicted model, not a curated record. Lineage: Eukaryota; Fungi; Ascomycota; Eurotiomycetes; Chaetothyriales; Herpotrichiellaceae. The transcript is spliced from 2 exons. Gene Ontology annotation, cellular component: nucleus. The coding region runs from base 1 to 1674 and encodes 557 amino acids. Gene Ontology annotation, biological process: positive regulation of transcription by RNA polymerase II.